Aspergillus tanneri is the source of this 210-nucleotide messenger RNA. RefSeq lists its product as uncharacterized. Bases 1 to 210 code for a protein of 69 amino acids. Lineage: Eukaryota; Fungi; Ascomycota; Eurotiomycetes; Eurotiales; Aspergillaceae. The transcript is spliced from 2 exons. The record is from RefSeq and is a predicted model, not a curated record.
AUGACAAAUUCGGCUGCUUUAUAUGAUGAUCCUCGAGUUACCGCCGAGUAUGACAAAGUCCCCCGUGGGAGUGGACUUCAUGCCGGAAUGGCCAUCAGUGCGAAGAAUGAUAACGGCGCGGCCAAAGUCCACAGGAUCGAUAACUCAGCAAGCAUGCUGAGGAAAGCGCAGGAGCUUCACGGAGGCCAGGAAGACAUUAUGUUCGAGUAG